UAAGAACAUGAUGUGAGUUAUCAAGGGGAUUCAGAGCCACUAAAGAAGAUUUACCUAUCCAUUAUAUGGCAAACAAGAGUAAACAGUAAAACAAAAUGAUGCAGGAAGAUACCUGUAUGGAUGAUAAUAACAAACAAGAUCUUCAGCAGGUUACAACCAGCAGUGUCAAUCUUAGUUGUGGAAAGCAAGAACCAACCAUCCUAAGAAUUUUAACCAAUCAUCUAUUGGACAGUGUUGAUAACAAACUUGAGAAUGAUAUCCAAGAUGUAAACAGGCAUCAUGGUGGUGAUAUAAAUGAAAUUCAACAUGAACCAUGUUUUAAGGAGGUAACUAUUUACCAUAAAGACAGCAGCCAUUAUAGACAUGAUGUAGCAAGUAAUGGUAAAGAACAAAUUGGACAAAACAUUCAGAAAUAUACAACUGAUUAUAAAAGACAGGAAAAAUGUAUUCAGCAAGAUAUGGCUGGCCCUUCUAGGUGCAGUAGUGAGAAUUUAGAAGUCUUACAAGAUUGUGCUAACAGUCAUCAUCUUGACAUCAAGGACCAUCAGAAGGGACAAGACACGCUAGAUGAUACCAAUUAUUAUAAAACUACUCAUGAAAACUAUUCACUUCAACCAAUCCAAGAUCAUAUAUCCUUUCAGAUCAAAGACAUUGACAAUAGUCAACCAGGACAAGAUAUUAUAGAAAACAUAACCAGACAGUGUGAGGACUUUAAGAACAGUCAGCCAAGAAAGAAUAUCAAAGAUAAUAUAGACAGUCAUUGUGAAGACAAUAAGAAUAAUGAACCAAGAAAAGACAUCAAAGAUAAUGUAAACAACCAUUGUGAGGACAUUAAAAACAAUCAGUCAAGAAAGGGCAUCAAAGAUAACGUAACCAGCCAUUGUGAGGACACUAAGAACAGUCGGCCAACAACAGACAUCGAAGAUAAUGUAAUGAGUCAUUGUGAGGGCAUCAAGGACAUUUGUUCACGAAAAGAUACUCACAAUGUGAUUGAACAGUACCAAAAUAAUAGUGAAAAUCAUGAGAUAAAGCAAAUUCAAUAUAAUGUAGUAAGUACUUGUGGGGACAUUCUGCAUAAAAAAGAUAUUCUAGUUGUGACUUAUAAUAAGGAUAAUAAUAAGAAUGAGAACCAGAAUAUGCAACAUUCUGAUGAUGAUCUAAUCAGUCACUAUAGGGACAGUAACAAGAUUCUUCAAGGAAAAGACAAUAGGAACAGUAAUAACAACCAGCAGAUUCAGUAUGUCCAAAGUAAUAUAACCAGUCAGGAUGGGGACAGCAGUGAUCUAAAGCAGGAACAUAUCAUCCAUAAUGUGAUAAAUCUUCAUAAUAGUCAUAGUGAUAGUCAGCAGGAAGAAAAACUUACAGAAGUGGCCAAUUAUUGUGGGAGCUCUAAUAAUUACAACCGGCAGGAACAAAAUAUAGCUAAAAAACUAUGCAAAACUAUCAUGCAGUAUGAUGUUGGAGAUGAAUGUGGUAUAAAAGCAAACAGCAAGCUCAUAACUACAGAGAAAUUAGAAAUAAAUUUAGGUAAUGAAAACAAAGUUUUUUGCACUGAUGAUACAGAUCCAGGUCCUCCAGUGCUAGAAGUGGAAACUUUAGAACCAACAAUUGUCAGUGGUGAAACUGCUCAGUCUCCUCCCAUUCUUGAUGCCUUGUCAUUAACAUCUUUCCAUACUCCAGCCUCCGAAGGACUGCCUAAUUUAUGGUUGAACCCAGAGGAAAAAUCAACUCCUCUUGAAGAGAUACAUCAAGAAAGCCAAACAUCAGUUGAUUCUUACUUUCAUAAUACAGAGCUUGAAGUGAAGCAGAGAGAGAGUACUGGCAAUGAGGAAGAUGGAAGUGAUACUGCUGAGCCAGAAUUUGUUUGGGAAGAUUACCUAGAUGAAACUGGAUGUGAUGCUGUUCCUCCCACAGCAUUUCUUCAUGUAGAAAGAAGCCUUGAAAGUGGAUUAAAGGUAGGAGCUAAAGUAGAAAUCCCCAACCCUGAUUGUCCUGGUACUUAUUGGGUAGCUUCUAUGGUCAUGACCUGUGGUCCUCUUUUAUUACUUCGUUACUUGGGAUUUGGAACAGACCGGUCAGCAGACUUCUGGUGUGACUUGACUUCAAGUGAAGUCCACCCUUUAGGAUGGUGUCAGGACAAUGGUAAAGAAAAGUGUCCUCCUAAUGUUGUUAAGCAGAAGUGUCCAUGCACAUCUUGGCAAGAUUUACUCGAAGAAACCAGAGUUGGCCCUAAAGUACCUUCAUACAUACUGAAAGAGGCAGGAGCUCUGCCUAUAGAACAGAUUAAGCAGGGUAUGAAGAUAGAGGUGCAAGAAGAGUUUCAACCAUCUUUUGUGUGGAUAGCGACGGUAUUAGAAAAUGUUGGUGGCCGGCUGUUGCUCCGGUAUGAUGGCUGUGAAAGUGCCAGCUGGGACUUUUGGUUGUUCUACUUGUCAUAUCAACUGCAUAUGGUUGGAUGGGGCUCACUGCAAGGAUAUGAAUAUAAGCCACCCUCAGACAUAGCUCACCACCAUAACCAGAGGGAAUGGGAAAAAAUUUUGAAAGCUUCAUUUUCAGAAAGUAAGAGUUGUUCACUUCAAGCUGACUUGUUUCGGGGUGAAACAGAAAUCAAAACCCACAACUUUAAGGAAGGAAUGAAACUAGAAGUUGUAAGUCCUUCAAAUAGACUUCAGAUCUACCCAGGAACUGUCAUUAAGGUCAUUAACAAUCAUUUUUUCCUGGUAACGGCUGAUGACUACCGAAAAGAAGCAGAUAAACUAAAGGUGACACCUGAAAGACAGGUUCUUCCACCAACUUUGUGUUGUCAUGCUGAUUCUCACCUUAUUUUUCCCAUCAAUUGGGCAAAGCAACAUGGUCUGAGAAUACACUUCCCCAAAGGUUACCUGGAAAAUCCAGGAAAUAAAGAGUUUGACUGGGAGAAGUACCUGAUCUUCUGUGGAGCAGAAGCUGCACCAGAAGAUUAUUUUAACUUGAUUUGCCCAAACCCUGGGUUUGAAGGCAAUAUGAAGUUAGAGGCAGUAAAUCCAUUCCAACCUCAUCAGAUAUGUGCUGCAACAGUAACUAGGGUGAUAGAACCCAUCAUGUGGAUUCAGCUAGAUAGUGUGGACACAUUCCACCCCCACCACAUUGUUCCUCUUAACUCUCAAGAGAUCUUUCCUGUUGGUUGGUGUGAGAGCAAUAGCUAUCCCCUCAAACCCCCUCGCACCUGCCUCAGUAAACGACAGCGAAAACUUAUGAAAAAGAUAGGCUUUACCUCCACAGAUGGAACAUACUCACUCAACAAAACUGGAGAAGUUAAAAGUUCAACUACAAAAGUAGGUGGCAAGGCUUGGUGCCCCAAAAUUUAUUUCAACCAUCGAUGUUUUACUGGACCAUACCUUAGUAAAAGCCGUCUAGCUGAACUACCCCGACACAUAGGACCAGGACCCGUAGCCCUUGUGAUGAAGGAAGCAGUAUCCAUGUUGGUGAAUGUAGCAUAUCAGUCGCGCCGAGUUUUGAGAGAACUUCAGCUUCAUGGGAGAUCUGACCCUAGUAUGCAGCAACAUUUUCUAAAGGCCAAGCACAAAGGAAGAACUCACCGUGCCAUGGUAGAAGUAGCACGGCGAAGUGACCAGGUGGAAGACUUUUGUAAGAAAAUCUGUAAACAGUUAGAAUGCUGUCCUUACCUAUUUGGUCCAAAGUAUGUGGGAGACGAUUGUCCAGAACGAUGUUUUAGUCUCACCAAAACUAAAUAUGUACAAAAUAUGCUAAAGAAGAAAAUUAGCCAGACCCCCCCUUCAGCGGGAGUUUAUAGACGAGGAAAAGGAAAAAAACGUAGAUGUUGGCGAGUGUUACAGAAGUACAUCAAGCAGAAACAACCGAUUACAGCAGCUACCACCACCAAUGCUGAAGUGGGGGAAAGUGUUGGGAAUAUCACACCAGGAGCAACUUUGAGGAAAUUAGCAACACAUAGGAAACGAAAAUACAAAAGGCUAAUACAACAGCAUUCUCCAGUUGUCACUCGAGGUUCCAGGUUUAGCACCGUCAGUCUAGAGCAACGUGGUGUGAAGAGACAACAGAGCCUAACUCCCGAAUACCUACAGCCACCUAAAAAACCCCAUAUCCCUGUUAAUGUGGCAAUAAGCGGUACUGUUGAAAGAUCAAAGCUUUUGACACAUGUUCCAAAAACAGAAUGCAAUGUUGAAAGUGCCAACGAUGUUAAGGUUCUAAAGCCAGUAGAACUUAAAUCUAAUCCCCUGGAAUGGUCAGUAGAUGAUGUUGUGACAUACAUCAAGUCUACUGACUGUGCUCCUCUGGCACGGGUUUUAAGAGAGCAGGAAGUAGAUGGCCAAGCAUUACUUCUUUUAACGCUCCCAGCAGUUCAAGAAUUUUUGGAACUGAAACUGGGACCAGCCAUUAAGUUCUGUCACCAAGUGGAGCAGGUGAAGUUGGCCUUCUACACUCGGUUUGCAAAGUAGCGAUUACUGAUGUAAGGAAGCUGUGAUCGUAAGACUAGACAAGUGAAAUAAAUA
Messenger RNA from Limulus polyphemus (Atlantic horseshoe crab), 4511 nucleotides. Its product is annotated as scm-like with four MBT domains protein 1. Gene Ontology annotation, molecular function: protein binding. Lineage: Eukaryota; Metazoa; Arthropoda; Merostomata; Xiphosura; Limulidae. The transcript is spliced from 18 exons. The record is from RefSeq and is a predicted model, not a curated record. The coding region runs from base 96 to 4457 and encodes 1453 amino acids. Gene Ontology annotation, cellular component: nucleus. Gene Ontology annotation, biological process: regulation of DNA-templated transcription.